Messenger RNA from Durio zibethinus, 3201 nucleotides. RefSeq names its product ABC2 homolog 13 (gene ATH13). Gene Ontology annotation, biological process: regulation of response to reactive oxygen species. The record is from RefSeq and is a predicted model, not a curated record. NCBI's taxonomy places the organism in Eukaryota, Viridiplantae, Streptophyta, Magnoliopsida, Malvales, Malvaceae.
CAGUCUCCUCCAAUCACAACACUCAAAAUCCCCACUCUCUCAAUCCUCCUUCUGCCACGUGUCCUUCCUAAUCUCCACCCCUUUCUCUUCUUGUUUAAGCUCCUCGCUUUCUUCACGGUGUUUUUAAAUCCUGUCCGUUUCUCUUCACUCUGCCACACCACAAAACCUUCACAGUCCCGAAAAUAACCAAAAAAAAAAAAUGAAAAAAUGAAAAAUUUUGGGGGUUAAGUUAGGGUUUGAUUAAAAUUCUUUGUUGAAGGAAACAGAUAAAUCUGUUACAUUAAUGGCGUCAAUAUCUCUAUCAUUACAAAACAUUCAAUUUCUCUCUCCAAGAACGACUUCAAAGCACCUGUUUUAUCUCUCUAGAUGUUCUUCUUUCUCCACAGUUUCUCUCGCCGGAAAUAGCCAUUUGAGGAACGUCGUCGUUUUGCGUUCUGGGAUUCGAGCUCUUAAAGAGGAAGGAGUUGCCUAUGAGGAAUGGGAGCAAGAAUAUAUCAAGGAAUUGAAUGGAAAUGGUACUGCAAGUAAGUAUGAUUAUGAUAAUGGAUCAGUUAAGGGAUUUACCAACGGUGGGGUUGGAUUGGUGGAGAGUGAAAGCAAUGGGAGCUUGGUUAAGUAUGUGAACGGGAAUGGGAAUGGGACUGCGGCGGCGGCGACAGCGACGGCGGCGGAGGUGGUGGUGGUGGAAGAAGAAGGAGUUGAUUCGGAGGAGGUGAGGAAGAAGAGGGUAGAAGAGAUUGGGAAAGAGGAGGCUUGGUUCAAGAGCAGCACCCAAGAACAGGUCGAGGUUUCUGUUGCUUCUGGGGGGCGUUGGAAUAGAUUUAAAACCUACUCAACAAUACAAAGGACCUUGGAAAUAUGGGGAUUUGUUAUAACUUUUAUAUUUAAGGCAUGGUUGAACAAUCAGAAAUUCUCCUAUCGAGGAGGAAUGACUGAGGAAAAGAAAGUUCUAAGGAGGAAGGCCUUGGCAAAGUGGUUGAAGGAAAGUAUCUUGAGACUGGGCCCUACUUUCAUCAAAAUUGGCCAGCAGUUUUCCACAAGGGUUGACAUUCUUGCUCAAGAAUAUGUUGAUCAGUUGUCAGAGCUACAGGAUCAAGUUCCACCUUUUCCAUCGGCGACUGCACUAUCUAUUGUUGAAGAAGAGCUUGGAGGCCCUGUAGAUGAUAUCUUCGAUCGGUUUGACUAUGAACCCAUUGCUGCUGCUAGUCUUGGCCAAGUCCAUCGGGCAAGAUUGAAGGGCCAAGAAGUUGUUAUCAAAGUACAAAGGCCUGGUUUAAAGGAUCUCUUUGAUAUUGAUCUUAAAAACCUGAGGGUGAUAGCUGAAUAUCUUCAAAAGAUUGACCCAAAGUCAGAUGGUGCAAAGAGAGACUGGGUUGCAAUUUAUGAUGAAUGUGCAAGUGUGUUGUAUCAGGAAAUUGAUUACGCCAAGGAGGCUGCUAACGCCGAAUUGUUUGCCACUAACUUCAAAGAAAUGGAUUAUGUGAAAGUUCCGACAAUAUACUGGGAAUACACCACACCACAGGUCCUGACAAUGGAGUAUGUACCAGGAAUCAAAAUAAACAAGAUUCAAGCCUUAGAUCAAUUGGGAGUUGAUCGAAAAAGAUUGGGCAGAUACGCUGUUGAAUCUUACUUGGAACAAAUUCUAUCUCAUGGUUUCUUCCAUGCUGAUCCACAUCCAGGAAAUAUUGCUGUUGAUGAUGUUAAUGGUGGACGGUUGAUCUUCUAUGACUUUGGGAUGAUGGGAAGUAUCAGUUCAAACAUCAGAGAAGGUUUGUUGGAAGCAUUCUAUGGAGUUUAUGAGAAGGAUCCAGAUAAGGUCCUUCAAGCAAUGAUUCAGAUGGGUGUUCUUGUACCUACUGGAGACAUGACAGCUGUCAGACGGACAGCACAAUUCUUCCUUAACAGUUUUGAAGAGCGGCUUGCUGCUCAACGAAGGGAGAGAGAAAUGGCAACAACAGAACUUGGAUUUAAGAAGCCAUUGACCAAGGAGGAAAAGAUAGAGAAAAAAAAGCAACGCCUGGCUGCAAUCGGGGAAGAUUUAUUAGCCAUUGCGGCAGAUCAACCCUUUCGAUUCCCUGCCACAUUCACUUUUGUUGUUAGAGCAUUUUCAGUAUUAGAUGGCAUUGGGAAGGGCCUUGAUCCUCGUUUUGAUAUUACUGAGAUUGCAAAACCCUAUGCACUGGAGUUGUUAAGAUUUCGUGAAGCUGGAGUUGAAGUUAUAUUGAAGGACUUCAAAAAGAGAUGGGACAAGCAGUCCCGUGCUUUUUCCAACUUAUUUAGGCAGGCUGAUAGGGUCCAGAAGCUUGCUGAAACCAUCCAAAGAUUGGAGCAAGGUGAUCUGAAGCUUAGAGUACGAACUCUUGAGUCUGAAAGGGCUUUCCAACGUGUUGCUGCUGUUCAGAAGACAUUAGGGAGUGCAGUAGCUGCUGGAAGCCUUAUCAACCUUGCAACAAUUUUGUACCUCAAUUCUGUACGAGUGCCAGCUGUAGCUGCAUAUAUCUUCUGUGCAUUUUUCAGUUUUCAAGUGCUUAUCGGUAUUAUAAAGGUAAAAAAAUUAGACCAGAGAGAAAGGUUGAUAACAGGAACUACUUGAGAAAUUGCUUUGGAGAUCAAACUCAAAUGAAGCUUUGACAACAAAUCAAUUUCCAGCCAGCAGAAACAAAGUGAGAAGCACAGAUGCUAUACAGUUUGUUUCUCAAUUUCAACGUAAAUGAAACCCCCACCUUAGUAAAUUAGUCAUGAGGAUGUGUAACUUCUGUGCACUUGGGAUGGACUUCUUAAAGCUCACAAAGAUCUUGGUGACAUUGUUCUAGGGUUGUAAUUGUUCUAGCCAAACCCUGAUUGUGGUCUCAAGUGUCCCUGACAUUCCCCAGUCUCGAGGUUGUAUCCUUUCCUGUUUCUUCGGCUGGCUUAUCAUUAUAGCAAGUCUUUUAGCCAUAGCAUAGAGUAAUUCUUGCAACAAUAUAAUGGUCAGUGUUAGCAUAAUGUAGCUUCCCGUCAUAAUUUAAUAGGGUGCACGUCUAUAAGCUGUGUAUAAUAUUGUAACAUACGGGAAAUGUUUAAUCUUAUAUGCCAGGCACUGACUGCAAACUCAAUUAUGGUUCGUCUUUUGGAAACUCAACAGGUGUUGAUUGUCGCUUGAAUCUAGUCCUCGUAUGACUACAUGUAGUUCUCUCAUUUUUUCUCGGCUAAAAGGUAUAA